Branchiostoma belcheri (Belcher's lancelet) is the source of this 2584-nucleotide messenger RNA. RefSeq names its product N-acetylated-alpha-linked acidic dipeptidase-like protein. Bases 53 to 2278 code for a protein of 741 amino acids. The record is from RefSeq and is a predicted model, not a curated record. Gene Ontology annotation, molecular function: carboxypeptidase activity. The transcript is spliced from 17 exons. NCBI's taxonomy places the organism in Eukaryota, Metazoa, Chordata, Leptocardii, Amphioxiformes, Branchiostomatidae.
CACAGGUUCCGGGUGCGUUUUUUCGUCGUCCAGUACAUGAGAUCUAGACGCCAUGGAGAUAGCUUUUGAAGACGGGAAAGACAAGAUCGACAAGAGACCUCUUCUCUCUUCUUCAUGGAAGCAACUUGCCGUUGUCGGGAUCGUAGCCUUUCUUGGAGUUUGUUUGGGAGUUUUGAUCGGGUAUUUUUCUCGAGGCGACACCACCCUCCCUACUGACAGCUGGGAGUACAUGUUGACCCAUGAAGGGCCGAGUUGGGUCAGUCAACGCCUGAUAGACGACAUCAGCGCAGCCAAUAUUGAAGAAAAUCUCCGGCUUAUGACCCAGAAUACGCGCCUCGCGGGUACUGCAUACGACCUAGAAGGUGCCCAAUACAUCCGGGACAGGUGGUUGGCUGAUGGGUUAGAUCACGUGAUGUUGACGCCAUAUGACGUGGCCUUGUCUUAUCCAACGACUCCAAACACCGUUACCAUGACGACAGCCAACGGGACGGUGGUGUUCACCUGCAGGAGGAUAGAGGAAGGGUUUGAGAAUGACCCUGAUGCCGUUACAUAUUACAGCGCCUACUCCCCUCCUGGUCAAGCGGAGGGUGACCUGGUGUUCGCCAAUUUCGGCUCCAUGGAAGAUUUCCAGUACCUAGUGGAUCAGGGUGUGGACUUGGCGGGAAAAAUCGUCAUCGUGAAGUACGGAGGCGUCGGUCGUGGGGACAAGGCAGUGAACGCAGAAAAGUUCGGAGCCCUGGGCGUCAUUGUGUUCUCCGACCCGGGAGAUUACGGCAAUCCUGACGGGCCAAAUUACCCCGAGACGUGGUUCCUCUCAGGAUCCGGCGUGCAACGCGGCUCCCUGAACGGCGAUUACGGAGAUCUCUUGACGCCCGGAUACCCUGCAAAUGAAUACGCCUACCGUACAGACAUCAACAACAUCACAGCGACCGGGCUGGCAACCAUCCCCACUCAGCCAAUAGGAUGGGAGGACGCUGCUACACUCAUGAGAUAUUUGUCCGGUCCCGUGGCUCCAAGUGACUGGCAGGGCGGGCUCGGGUUUAACUAUUCUGUGGGACCGGGAUUUGUGGGACCGUAUGCAAACAGGAAGGUGCAGUUGAAGGUGACCAACCAGAACGUACUGAGGAGAACCUACAACGUCAUCGGUACCAUCAGGGGUAGCGUGGAACCAGAUCGCUACGUUGUAUACGGGAACCACCGGGACGGCUGGGUGUACGGCGCGGUGGACCCGGCCUCUGGCACCGCCUGCAUGCUGGAGAUCACGCGGGUUCUCGGGUCCCUCCUCAAGUCUGGAAGUUGGAGGCCGAAGAGAAGCAUAAUAUUUGGAAGCUGGGGUUCGGAGGAGUUCGGUUUGAUAGGGUCGACUGAAUGGGCAGAAGAACACGUCAAGACCUUGACACAAAGAGCCGUCGCCUACAUAAACGUAGACAUAGCUGUGAUGGCAAAUGAUACCAUGCGUGUGCGGGGUAGUAAGCUGUUGCAGACAGUCACAUUUGAUGCCACAAAGAAGGUACCAUCUCACGAAAGUAGCCUCGUAUCGGAUGGGACAGGCAAGAACAGGAAGUCUCCUGGGAAGAGAACGGGCCUCGAGAAAACCUUGUACGAGACUAUGGUUGAAAACACGCCUGAUGUCAACGGACAGCCAGCUGAUAUCCCACGAUACCUUGAAAUGGGCCGUGGAAGUGAUUAUGUUGUUUUCUACCACCGACUUGGGAUUCCUUCAGUCGAUCUGAUGUUUGUUCAAAAUCGUGAAAAGCCGGGUGUCGUGCCGGUGCCUAUCUACCCAGCCUACCACACCGCCUUUGAUACUUUUGACUACGUCAAGCGGUUUGUCGACCCGGACUUCAAGGCGCACCAGGCCGUGGCUCGGGUUGCCAUAGAAACAGUGCGCCGCCUGGCGGAUUCCCUCAUCCUGCCAUUUGACCUCCUGGCGUUUGCGGACAAACUACAGGCCUAUCUGACAGGCGUGCGGCUAGAACACGGGGAGAUACUGACAGCGCAGGGGGUUUCCCUUGACUAUCUUGAAUCAGCAGUCACCAACUUCACAUCUGCUGCAGUGAGGUUGGACAGGAAGAUUGUGGAUGUUAACAAACUGAACCCACUGGAAGUCCGUGCUCUGAAUGACAAGUUACUGUACCUGGAGCGAGCGUUCAUCGACCCACUAGGUUUGCCAGGACCACCCUUCAUCUGGCAUGUUGCGGCUGGAUUCAGUGAAUUCAACUUCUCCUCUACCGCCUUCCCAGCCUUACGGACGCCAUCCUUAAUGAUGGCAUUAUGAAUUCUGUCCAGCGAUUGGAUGCCAUCAACAAACGCCUGUCAGUCAUAACUUUCGUCAUCCAAUCAGCAGCCAGCAUACUAAAAGAAGCUGGUUUGGAGGAAUAGUUUAUAUGCUCUGCUAUAUGAACGUCGUAGGUCUAACAUCUACAAAUUUGUUCCUGAUUAGUUCCUGCACUAGUUACACAUGUAGUAUAGACUGUAUUAGAAUGUUCUCUAGUGGGUUUCAGUGACCAUCUGUCACCUUCUUCAGGGCAACAAUGACUUGUUCUGAUUUGUACUGCAGCUAGAUGUCACUGAUGCAGUUUUA